Molecule: messenger RNA, 1674 nt
Organism: Papaver somniferum (opium poppy)
Lineage: Eukaryota; Viridiplantae; Streptophyta; Magnoliopsida; Ranunculales; Papaveraceae
Product: BURP domain protein RD22-like
Exons: 3
Coding region: 121-1419 (432 amino acids)
Source: RefSeq, a predicted model, not a curated record
UCUUGUAACUUCAUGGACCUAAGAAUUCACUAUAAAUAACUCUUUAUAUCUCUAACACUCUUCAGUACAAGUUUACAGUUUGAAGUUGUCGGAGAUAUUUCAAUACAGAAUUUAGUAAAAAUGAAGUUACAUUUCAUACCCAUCUUUGCUUCUCUUCUUGUUGUGGUAGUAGCGACUUUAUGUGCUCAAGGAAGUUAUGCAACUCAUCCUUCUGAACUCUACUGGCAAAACAUGUUGCCAAAAACCCCAAUGCCCAAAACUGUUCAAGAUCUUUUACGACCUGAUCUUGUAGAAGAGAAAAACACUUAUGUUGGCGUAGGAAAAGGUGGUGUCAAUGUGGAUACAAAGAAACCAGGAGGAUCAGGAACUUCAGUUGGUGUAGGUAAAGGAGGCGUGGGUGUGAUCACAAACAAACCUGGAGGAUCAGGAACUUCAGUUGGUGUAGGCAAAGGUGGCGUAGUUGUUGUUAACCGGAAACCCGGAGGAAAAGGUACCGCAGUUAACGUUGGAAAGGGUGGUGUGCACGUCGGUACUCAGAACCCAAAAUCGGGUAGCGGCACAACCGUAAAUGUCGGACAUAAAGGAGGAGUUGGAGUUGACACUGGAAAGCCAGGAGGAAGAACUAAAGUGAAUGUAGGAAAAGGAGGAGUUUCUGUGAACACUCGCAAGAAAGGAAAAAGACCAGUCACUGUUUAUGUUCAUCCUGGUCCCAACCCGUUUCAGUACAACUAUGCAGCAUCUGCAAACCAACUCCAAGAUGAUCCUAACUCUGCUCUGUUCUUUUUAGAGAAAGAUUUGCAUUCUGGAAAAAAGAUAAAUUUGCAAUUCGUUAAAACUACUAGUGGAGCUACAUUAUUACCUCGCCAGCUCGUUAAGUCGAUACCAUUCUCCUCAAACAAGUUGACUGAUAUCUUGGACCAAUUUUCAGUCGACCCCUCAUCAGAAGAAGCAGAUGUUAUCAAAGACACGAUCAAAAAAUGUGAAGAACCUACAGUAGCUAAAGAGGAGAAGCAUUGUGCAACAUCACUAGAAUCGAUGAUUGAUUUCAGCAUUUCAAAGUUGGGAAAGAAUGUUAAUGCCUUGACAACUGAGAUCAAUACAGAAGCAACAAAGAAACAACAGUAUGUCAUUCAAUCAGGAGUCAAAAAGAUGAAUGGUGAUCACGCUGUAGUCUGCCAUGGGCAGUCAUAUCUAUAUGCAGUUUACUUCUGUCAUGCAACACACUCUACUAGAGCCUAUACUGUACCAUUGGUUGGAACCGAUGGCACAAAAGUCAAGGCGGUUGCUGUAUGUCACACUGACACUUCGUCGUGGAACCCUAAGCACUUAGCCUUCCAAGUACUUAAGGUUAAGCCAGGAACUGUUCCAAUCUGCCACUUCCUGCCAGAGGAUCACAUUGCGUGGACAAUCAAGAACUAGAAGGUCACAUACAACUUUCCUUCAUAGUUACUUCUGUUAGAUUCUGGGUUUCAUUGCAAAAGUAUACACAUAAGCACUAAACUGAAACUUAAUCUACUUUUCUUAGCACCUGUUGUAUGUAGGAUAGUGUUGUAAGUACUUCAGUUCAGUCUUUAUCCUAUGUUUGGUUAUAUAUAUAUAUAUUGAAAUAAAGAAUACAAGAGUUGAUGAUGUUCACUUAAAAUUAUCAAUAAUAAUAAUGUUGUACUUAUCUUA